Messenger RNA from Cydia amplana, 5060 nucleotides. RefSeq names its product ankyrin repeat and BTB/POZ domain-containing protein 2. The coding region runs from base 143 to 5038 and encodes 1631 amino acids. The record is from RefSeq and is a predicted model, not a curated record. Gene Ontology annotation, molecular function: protein heterodimerization activity. The transcript is spliced from 25 exons. NCBI's taxonomy places the organism in Eukaryota, Metazoa, Arthropoda, Insecta, Lepidoptera, Tortricidae.
UCCAAAAUUUGUGCGAUGCGGUCACGAUCGAAAACCACAAGCUUUGAACGGCGCCGCGGCCGCGCACGAUGGUGGGACGCAGGCAGCAGUGGUGGCAACAAUAGUGCGCCGGCGACAGUGCGCCCGGCACGCUCGCGCGAAUAUGCUGUGCCCCGCGCGGUGCUCCUGCUUCCUGUGUCGCGAGCUGCAGUCCUGCCGCGCCGCCGACGCCCGCAAGCCGCCCAACAAGAUGUGCGACAACUUCAUCCUGAAGAAAGCGGAGGCGUGGGAGCCGAUGAAGUUCAUUCGCGGAGCCGCGAGGCUGUCGGUCCGACACUGGCAGAAUAGGGAGCCGGCUACCCCGGUCAAGACCAGGCUCGCCGCCCACAAGUCCACCAGCUGCGAACAGCUAUACCCACAUCCCUCAGAAGAAGAGGGAAUGUUCGGGAUGAGAAGGGCUCCGAGUACGGAUCGCGUCAAACCCCAAUCCGAGCACAAAAGUGUAUUCAAGUUGCUUGGAAACUCGCGUCACAAAAAAGUAAACAGCAGUGAUGCAUCUGAAUCUAAAGUGCGACGCAGUGUCCUAAAUUUCAGGAAGAAUGACCAGCCUAACUCUAAAAAUAUUCACGAGAAGUAUGUUCCUCUCCCGCAGGCGUCUCUAGUGGAACACAUCUACAGUGAGCCAAGGCCCUGGACCUCCCAGUUUGACGACUGUUGCCGGCCUCCAGUAUACCAAAGUGUUGAGAAAAUAAAGGAAGAUAAAGGAUCGAUUGCUGAGAGGAAAAUGUAUAGUAGUCGACCGGCGUGCUACGAGGAGUUAGCACUAAGGCUUUCACAGGAAAAUAUGAAAAAACCAAGCCUUCCUCUUACUGAGGGUGGUUUGGCUAAUAAAAUAACACAGAAUAAUAAUAAAGUGGUGAUAUAUUUUGGAGAUUCUAUCAUCCGAAAACACGGUGAGCAAAGGAUCACAGUAGAAAAAAAUAUUAAUGAAGAAACACCCCACAAGGAGGAAGUCAUUUAUGCAAAUCGUCUCUUAGAUGAGACCGGGAAUUUAGGGCUCAGCAGGGAAGUGGAUAAAGGAGGAACGCAGCUCGUCUCCGAAGUCGAAGUGCCGGAAGCGAUUUAUUCAGAGAUUAAAUCGGGUGAAAACAGGGAUCCGUCGGAAAUGGUGACCAUCAACGACGCGACGUACAAGAAAGAUGCGUUCGAGACUAUGAGUUCGGACGGAUUCCUGAUAGUCGAGUUUGAGGGUAAUUUCGAGAGGGCCCGGCAGUUAGUGGACAUGGUGCACGGAGGGACUGACCAUCAUGAGGCUACAGUGCUGGACGAAGACGAAAACUGUGACUGGAGCUUCAUCCAAGAUUGGCGUAAACGACCGUCGAGCGGCGGGCGGCCCGACGAGUGGUGUGGCGUGGCGGGCGCGCGCGCGCUGCGUGUGCGCGUGUGCGCGGCGGCCGACGCGCCCGCGCCCGCGCACGCGCGCCGUCUGUCGCCGCCGCCGCCCGCGCGCCGCGCUUCCACCCCGCCGCCGGUGGAUCCCGACACCAAGGCCCUGACCAGCCACAAAGAGCCGGCAAACGGCGCCGUGGCGCUGAAGACCGUGAGCGGCGUGUCGCCGCUGACGGCGGCGUCGGCGCCGGUACGCGGCGCGCCGCCGCAGACAAGCUACGCGCUCGAGCGGCGGCCACGCCACGACCACCACCAUCGCCCGCCCGACGCGCAACCUGCUCAGAAUGGGGUCCGCGACUGCAACAGCAGUUCCGAUGAGAACAGGUCUUCGGGGCACGCGUCAAUGUCAGACAGCGGCGGCGCGGGGGACGCGGGGCGGGAGGAGCCCCGGCGGAGCCGCCAGCAGCCGCACGUGCGGGGAAAGCACAGGCCGCACAACAAGUUGCAGUCACCGUGGCCGGGAGGCGGGGGGCUCGAGGACAUCAGGUCGGCCAUCAAGCAGCUGACGCUGCGCUCCAGAGAUAGCAGCAGCACGGCUACCAGCGGCGCCUCCAGUGGAAAUGGGGCUCAAGAGACCGGCAGCGCAGCAGAAGCCCGCCGCCGCCGGGCGCCGCUCGUGCGACAGCCAUCUUUGGACACCGUGUGCACCAACGUCACCAGCGCCGACGAGUUCGUGUGGGUGGAUUCACAUAACAGAUUAGUUGAGCUGCGCUGUGUACCGUGGACGGCGAGCGAGAUGAGCCGCGCGCUGCAGAGCGGCCGCUGCAAGGAGUUGGCCCCGAGGCUCGCUCCCGACGCGCCGCCGAGACUCGCCUACCUGCUGCAGAGAGCCUUAGUCCGAAUAUCGCGGGAAGCCCAACGACUGUCGCAGAACUUCGGCUUCUGCUCCAAGCACGAAGUCGCCGGGGCCUUCAGGAUUGUACUCAGCACGUCGCUCGCUGAUACUUGCAUCAAGGGUUGUCAACGCGCAGCCACGAUGUACGCGACAUCGGGCAGCGCGGCGCGGCGGCUCGGCUCGGCGGCGCGCGCGCGCACCAGCCUGGCCCCGGGCCGCUUCCAGCGCUGGAUGUUGGACGUGCGCGUAGCCUCCUUCGUACACGAAUACGCGGCGAUCUACCUCUGCGCUGGUAUGGAAACGCUCUUAGAAGAGAUCACCCUGUCCGCGGGCGGCGGCACCGGGCCGGUGACGCCGGCGGCGGUGGACCACGCCGUCGCCAACUGCGCGGACCUGUGGGGCCUGCUGCAGCCCUACAGCCACCUGAAUGCCGGCCGCGUCGCCUCAGGAGCACUGUCUAUUUCUCGCUGGGAGUCCAUGAGCUCGAUGGGUUCGGGCUCAUCGUCUGGCCCCUGCCGCCCAGAGCACAGGCAGUUGGGACUCAGCCACGAUUCGGGCAUCACCACUAAUGGUUCUGGCGGUUCAGGCACCUCCGCCGGAUCCAACGGCAGCACUGGAUCAGGCGCGUCGGUGCUGCUGACUACCUGCGCGGGCUCCGCCGCCGAGCUACGCGCCGUGCUGCGCCGCGUCGCGCCACGUCACGCGCCGCUGUCGCCCGCGGCCGAGCGCGCGCUCUACUACUUCAUGCGCUGCUCGCAGUUGGAACACAAUUCGAACGCAGCAUCAACGGCCAGUUGUGCUACCGGGCUGUGGGGCGAGCGCGGCGCCGGCGCCCUGCCUCCGCUCGGCGAAUGGGUCCGGGUUAUCAGAGCGCAUGCGGCGCUACGGCCCCCGCCAGCCGUGCCAGACGCCGACGACGUGCUGCAGGCCGCCCGGCUGCUGCUGCCGCACGCCGACUGUCCACCCAGACCCGUUACAUUGGAAGAAGCAAUAGAACCAGCGUGGUCCCGCUGCACGCGCGCCACGGACGAGCUGUCCCGCGCCGCGCUAGGACUCGCGCAGCGUGCGCUUCUGAGCGGCCGGCCCGACCUGCUCGGCAGCGUGAAGUCGCUGCUGCCGCAAGCGGGGCUCGACGCUACCGACGCUGCGGGGCUAACAGUGCUCAUGAAAGCGGCGCUCGCUGGGGACGAUCAGAUUGUAGCCAUGCUGUUGGAGUCGGGUGCGGACCCGAACAUCGAGACGCCGGGUGUGGCGGCGCCGCACGCGUCACUCCUGUCCCCGCGCUCCCCGCACGGGGCCGCCACCCCCUCCCCCGCCGGCAACCAGUCGCCUGCUUACACCCCUCCUACUGCUGGCUGGACGGCACUAGUGUACGCGUGCAGCGGCGCGGGCGGCGGCGGCGCGGUGGAGUGCGCGCGCAAGCUGCUCGGCGCCGGCGCGAGGGUCGACGGUGCGCCGGCGCGGGGCGAGGACGUCUGCACGCUCACGCCUCUGCAGGUGGCAUGUGGUGCCGGUAACCAAGAGUUGGUGCAACUCCUGCUGUCCCACGGAGCGGACCCGUUCCUUUCCACGCAGCUGAAUGACGCUUUGUGCUAUAGUGCUGCAGCUCAGUAUGGAUGCUAUAGCGCCGUAGCGGUGUGCUGCACGCACGGUGCGCGCUCGUGCCUGCGCUCGUGCGUGCGCGGCGGCGGCGGCGGCGCGCGCGCCGGCGCCGUGCUGUCGCUGGAGGAGGUGCUGGCCGAGGGCGCGCCGCCCGCCGCGCGCCCCGCCUUCACCAAGCAGCAGCAGCGCGCGCUGCAGGACGCCAUGUACUACGCGGCCGAGACCGACCACUUGGAUAUUACGUUAGAACUGCGAGCCUUAGGCGUGCCCUGGUCUCUCCACGCGUGGACGUUGUCUUUGGCGGCCGCUGCGGAAGCUUCAUUGGACCAUGUCAUAGACCAACUGCUGCAGGACUUUUUGCAGGUGUGUCCGUCGGACGAUAGUCACUACAGCAAGCAGUUCAUUUACGAGUGCCUACCAUUGCUGUUCAACAUUCUACGAUACAGCAAGAAGGAGGGCACAGUGCUGUUGCUAGCGGACAUCCUGUGCGCGUGCUACGGGUGGGAGCCGGUGCCGAGCGUGCUAGAGCCGCCGCCCGCGGCCGCGCCCACCCCCGCCCGCGUCGACCCCUCCUAUGUCAACAACCCCUCGCUCGCCGACGUCACAUUCAGAGUGGAAGGUCGCCUGUUCUACGGGCACAAGAUAGUGCUGGUGUCGGAGUCGGCGCGCCUGCGUGCGAUGCUGGCGCCGCGCGCGCCCGGCGACGCGUCCGCCUCCGCGUCCGCGUCCGCGCCCGCGCCCGCCGCGCCGCCGCUUGUGCAGAUCAACGAUAUACGAUACGACAUCUUCGAACAAGUAAUGAAGUACCUGUACUCGGGCGGCUGCGGCGGGCUGGAGAUCCCCGACACGGACGUGCUGGAAGUGCUGGCCGCGGCGUCCUUCUUCCAGCUGCUGCCGCUGCAGCGGCACUGCGAGGCGCGCGCAGCCAAGUCCGUGGGGCUGCACAACCUUGUCUCCGUGUACAUCCAUGCCAAGGUUUAUGGAGCAACGCAGCUUCUAGAAUACUGUCAAGGAUUCCUGCUUCAGAACAUGGUAGCUCUCCUAACGUAUGACGACUCGGUGAAGAGACUGCUCUUCGGCAAACGACUGCCCGGCCACAACGUUCUGGGCGCUCUGCUCACUACCCUGCAAAAGAGAGUUGAGGCUAGGAAGAGUCAGGCUAAAAGCAGAUAGCAACUGGCAACACUAGACAACG